CGCAACUUGACAAUCAGGUUUGGAAUUCUCGCGUGGGAGUCAUGUGGGAUUCCUCCCGGUUUGUUAUUUUAUACGACGUGGUAGUUACUAGAAACAGACGAUGAGUUCGCUUCUGUUUUCGAUAAAAUCGCUUCCGUGCCCUCAUUUUAAUUUAAGUAGUGUUAAAAUUGUGUUCGUUGUGUUGACUACAUUCGUCAUGUAAUCACUCAAUAUUCAACUGUUUUUUUGUUUGUUUUAUUUGCGUUUGUUUUCUUGUGAAAAUAAAAUACGACAAUGAGUUGAGACAAUGAUUCGAUGUAAUAUUUAUUACAGUUUGAUACAACUUUCCAAAAUGACAGUGAAAAUGUCACGAAGUAAAAUUUUGAUUUUAUUCUGCGUAAGUUUCUACUUCUUGGAGAUUGGUAUUGCUGAUGUAUUGAAAAACGAUGAAGAACAACAAUUAUUAGACGAACGUAUUCGAUCAUUGGUUAUUGUGAUCAUCAGCCAAUCAAAUUCCUAUCAUCAUGUUAAGGCUAUGAAGUUGCGGGAAGAAAUUUAUGAACAUGCUGAUAAAAUAUCUCAGGCUCGUCCAGUGGUACACAUCUCACACCUGGAUUUCCCACACGUGGGCGCAUGGACUUUUCUUCCACUAAUAUCACCACUUCUGGAGGUACACCAGACAAAAGCGACUGGGGUAUUAUUCUUACAAGAUCACACGGUUUUGGAUCUACGACGAUUUGCUGAUGUUGUUGCUAAAUACCAACAUCAAGUUAGAUUUGUUGGUUAUGCUCUACACGACAACGAAGCUUCCAUCAUUCAUCAUUUCGCAUUCUACGAAGAUCCCACACGUUUUAAAUACCCUAAUCUGGCGUCAGGGUUUUACAUGACUACAGAACUGCUAUUAAAGUUAAAUGAUAGAUUAAAUCAAGAAAGCAUCAAAACUGAUUUUAAUAUUGAUCCAGCACAUGAACUUGCUUUGUUUAUUUGGAAUGAAGGAAACGGUACAGAAUUGACCCACGAUGAUACUUUUUGUACCACGCCACCUACCGGCCCUGCUAUAGAGUGCGCCACCUAUCCGCAGGCAUUCAAACCAUGCUCUCCAGCUGUGGACUUAGAAGAAGUGUAUUUUGCAGUGAAAACUUGCAAGAAAUUCCACGCGGACCGCCUCAGGGUAGUCCGAUCAACAUGGGCGCCUCAUGUACAACAUAUUCGGUAUUUCAGCGAUCACGCAGAUCGUACAAUUCCAACAGUUAACAUUGGUAUACCCAACACUGACGUUGGUCACUGCGAGAAAACCUUCGCCAUUUUGCGUUACGCGUUGAAUGACAUCAACACAAUUGAAACACAAAAUGGCGGUGACAAAAUAAAAUGGCUCGUGCUGGUAGACGACGACACAAUAUUAAGUGUGUCCCAUGUGAUGAAUCUUCUAACCUGUUACAAUCCGGAAGAAAGCAUUGUACUUGGCGAGCGUUACGGCUAUGGUGUGCGUACGCACAAAGGCUACAACUAUAUAACUGGUGGCGGUGGGACGAUCAUUAGCCGCCGCCUUUUGCCUUCACUCGCCACACAUUGCCUAUGUCCUUCUGCACGUACCCCAGACGAUAUGUACUUAGGUUUUUGCCUGCGUGAGUUGGGUACGGAAAUUGUACACUCGCCACUUUUUCAUCAGGCACGGCCCAAUGAUUACUCCAAGGGUUACUUAAAAUCACACGAAACAAACACAGUGUCGUUUCACAAGCAUUGGAUGGUAGAUCCUAUUAAGAUCUAUAAAACAUGGUUUGAAAAGGCUGAUUUGUUGCUUGAAUCACGGGUUGAGCACCAAGAAUUGUAGAGUUUUAUGUUGCUUAAUAAAAAAUUAAAUAUUUGUUGGUUAUGCAAUUUGAUUAGUGUUGAUUUUGUAAAUAAAGUUGCAUAUAUUCAAAUAUAACCUAAAAUAUUCGCUA
Messenger RNA from Dalotia coriaria, 1922 nucleotides. RefSeq names its product beta-1,3-glucosyltransferase. Gene Ontology annotation, molecular function: acetylglucosaminyltransferase activity. The record is from RefSeq and is a predicted model, not a curated record. NCBI's taxonomy places the organism in Eukaryota, Metazoa, Arthropoda, Insecta, Coleoptera, Staphylinidae. Bases 287 to 1810 code for a protein of 507 amino acids. The transcript is spliced from 9 exons. Gene Ontology annotation, cellular component: membrane.